Molecule: messenger RNA, 877 nt
Organism: Cuculus canorus (common cuckoo)
Lineage: Eukaryota; Metazoa; Chordata; Aves; Cuculiformes; Cuculidae
Product: avidin-like
Exons: 5
Coding region: 220-795 (191 amino acids)
Molecular function (GO): biotin binding
Source: RefSeq, a predicted model, not a curated record
UCAUCCUCAGCACUGCCCCCAUCCCUGUUCCCGUCUCCAUCUGCACCCCCAUCCCCAUCUCCAGCCUCGCCCCUGCCUUCAUCCCCGUCGCUGUUCCCAUCGCUUCUGCCGACGCCGACACAUUUUUCCGGGAAGACAGGGGGCGUGGUGGCUGGACAGGGCUAUAAAGAACUGUGAAAAUCACAAAAGGGUGAGAUUUGGUUUCACUGCUGCAGCGGAAUGAGCCGCUCCAUCUCCGCCGUCGCCCUGCCUGUCGGGGUGGCGCUGGUCGCGGCGGGAAGCCAGAUCCUCUGCCAUGCAGCUGAGAUCCCCAGAGAUGAAAAGACUGAAACAAAGGAGACAAAGGCAACCAACAGCAAGUGGUGGCUAAGCCCCAAGCAGGAACACACUACAAGGAACACCAAGUGCAACCUGACUGGCUGGUGGGAGAAUGACCUGGGCUCUAGGAUGCAGAUAUUUAAGGUUGACAGCCAGGGCAACUUCUCUGGCACAUACCACACUGCUGUGUCAAGCGCCCAGAAACCCAUCGAGCCAUGUCCCCUUGUUGGAACCCAGCACUUGGAUGAGGACGGGCAGUGCACCUUUGGCUUCACUGUGAACUGGAAGAAGUUUUCUGAUUCCACAGCUGUCUUUGUGGGACAAUGUUUUGCCGGGAAAGGUGGUGAGGACAUCCUGCACACCUCCUGGCUACUGCGGGAAAAGGUUGACUCCCUGCCCGACGACUGGAAAGCUACCAGGACUGGCCGCAACGUCUUCAUUCGGGUGGGCCAAAUGGAGGAAAGAGAAUCCUCUUGAUUCAGCCAGGCUUCAUAGGCCUGAAGAACCUGCAGCAGCUUCAAUGUGUUGAUCUUUAAACAUAAAUAAAGUUUUUUUCCUU